AUGGCCGUGACCAGGAAACAAACGCUCCGGUCUAAAAACGUUCCAGAUCCAAAUGAGCCUCCCCAGUCUUUAUCAGAGUCCUCCAACGCUAUUGUUAAGACCCGUAAACGGUCACUAUCCCCUGAUUCUUUUCAUAAUCAGUCAAAUACUACUACUACUACUAUUACUGUAGAUACCCAAAAACGUAAACGAACGAGCAAAAAACAAGAAAAUACUAAAAAUGAUAUACAAUCAAAUACCACCCCAGAAAACCCCCAGACACGCAAGUAUUGGCUCAUGAAAGCAGAACCAGCAACGCGUCUAGUAAAUGGACACGAUGUCAAGUUUAGCAUUGAUGAUCUUGCGUCUUGCUUAGAAUCAGAUUGGGAUGGGGUCCGUAACCACGAAGCCAAAAAUAACAUGAUGGCAAUGCGGAACGGUGAUUUAGCAUUAUUCUAUCAUUCAAAUGCCCCUAAAACCCGCCCAGAUUUGGGGCCUGGAAUUGCAGGUGUGAUGGAGAUUGUGAACGAUGAACCUGUGGUGGAUUACACGGCGUUUGAUAAAACACAUCCGUACUACGAUCCAAAAUCCCAAAAAGAAACACCAAAAUGGUUCAUGGCCCGUGUCCGGUUUGUACGCAAAAUGAAACAUGUUAUCCCGCUGCAUGAAAUUAAACGGUUGGUUAACCAAGAACAGGUAAAGCAAUUGCAAAACUUUGCGUUGGUCAAAAGAUCACGCCUAAGUGUGGUUCCUGUCACAAAGCCCGAAUGGGAUUAUAUUAUGAGUAUAGAAGAAAAACAACAAGAUUGA
Messenger RNA from Magnusiomyces paraingens, 789 nucleotides. RefSeq lists its product as uncharacterized. Lineage: Eukaryota; Fungi; Ascomycota; Dipodascomycetes; Dipodascales; Dipodascaceae. The record is from RefSeq and is a predicted model, not a curated record. The transcript has a single exon. Gene Ontology annotation, cellular component: nucleus. The coding region runs from base 1 to 789 and encodes 262 amino acids.